AUGUUAACCAGUGAUGUCAUCCCAGAAGCAUUAUAUUGGAGGGCAACUACAACAUGCCCUCAUUGUCAAGCAAUGAUGUGGGAUGAGGAAAGAGUCAACAAAAGCCAAAAGAAACAACCACCAGAAUUUUCCAUUUGUUGUGGGAAAGGAGCUGUCAAAUUACCACUGCUUAAGGAGGCACCUGAAUUUCUGAAAAAACUAAUGCAAUAUGUAGAUGAUGGGCCGCAAGCAUCAAAUUUCAGACUAAACAUCAGGGCAUAUAAUUCAAUGUUUGCAUUUACCUCACAUGGUUCCAAAGUGUCCAAAGAACAGAACAAUGGUUCAGCGCCAUGGGUGUUUACAAUGUAUGGGCUUAAUCAUCACUUCAUUGGGUCUUUGUUGCCACUGGAUGGUAAGCCACCUGCAUUCUUACAACUGUACAUUAUAGACACUGAAAAUGAAGUCAAAAAUAGGAUGAAUGCUAUUACCAAUAAUAAAAAAAAUGAAAAACAGGAUGGAAAGUCAGGCGUUAAAUCUUCAAUGAUGGCCAUAGACGAAUAUGGAAAGAAAAGCACAAGGGGAUUGAAUGAAAACACUGUUGCUGGCUUAGUUACAAUGCUGGACGCACACAAUUGGCUAAGCCAAAAAUUCAGAAUGUGGAGGGAUAGGUACAGAGCAGAUGAACUAAGCGAUGUUGAAUUCCGUCUUAUUGGUACACGAAAAAGGGAUGCGAGGCAAUACAAUCUUCCAACUACAUCUGAAAUAGAUGGAAUUGUAGUUGAUGAUCCCGAUUCAGAUGGAAAAGGGGACAUAGUCAUACAGCUAAAAAAUGGUUUACUGAUAGAUAUAUCCGAGUUGCACCCAAGUUAUAUGGCAUUGCAAUUACAACAAAGAGCAGGUGAAGGUCAAACACUUCUCCGGGGAGGACGACUAUUCCAGCAGUAUGUGGUUGAUGCUUAUGCUACAAUUGAGCAAAACAGAUUGCAGUGGGUUAAAGGCCAUCAAAAAGAAAUACGUUGUGACUUAUACAACGGUAUAAAAGAAGUCGUAAGUGCUGGAGACACUAAACCUGGCAGCACAGGUCGAGUAAUCUUACCAUCAUCUUUCACAGGUGGGCCAAGAUAUAUGAUUCAGCAUUACCAGGAUGCAAUAGCCUUAUGCAGAGAGUUGGGACCCACUGACUUAUUUAUUACAUUCACAUGCAAUCGGAAUUGGCCAGAAAUUGCAGAAGCUAUCAAAAUGUUCCAUGGGCAAAAUCCAAGUGAGAGAUCAGACAUGAUCAGUCGCGUAUUUCACAUCAAACUGAAACAGUUAAUGUCGGACUUGGUUGGAAGCAGGCAUUUCGGAGAAGUGCAAGGAGCUCUCUAUACUGUUGAAUUUCAAAAACGAGGUUUACCUCAUGCUCAUAUAUUGUUGUGGCUUAAACCUGAGGAUAAGCCAAGAUCCGCAGCACAUAUUGAUUCAAUUAUAUCUGCAGAGAUUCCAAACCCAAAUGAAAACAAGGAUGCAUUUGAUGCAGUAUGCCAGUAUAUGCUCCACGGUCCCUGCGGACAUGCAAAACCUGACUCUACAUGUAUGCGCCGCAAAAAAUGCACAAAAAAAUUCCCAAAGAAAUAUAGUAACAAAACAUAUGUUGAUGAUACGGGAUUCGUAAUUUAUAAGAGACGACGGGCAGAUUGGGGACUGGAAAAGGACGGAAUCAAGUUAGAUGCAGGAUGGGUUGUGUCAUACAAUCUAGACUUGAUAAUGAGAUAUGAUGCACACAUCAAUGUUGAAAUCUGCAACUGUAGGGGUAUGACUAUUAAAUAUUUGUUCAAGUACAUCCACAAAGGAAAGGACAUGAUAACUGCAAGUGUUGCAGUAUUUCCACCUGGUAACAAAAAUUCAGACAACCAGGGUGCAAAUGACAAAAAUCCAAACAACAAUGGUGUUGUGGAAGAAAAACAAAAGACAAGUAAGGACGAGGUCAACACAUAUCUCGAGGGCCGAUACCUAUCAGGAUGUGAAUGUAUAUGGAGGACACUUGGUUUUGAAAUUCAUUACCGAAAUCCAAGUGUGGAGAGGUUGCCAUUACAUCUCGAAGGGGAACAGUUAGUGUACCACAACGAUACCAAUGAUUUGAGAGAUGUUCUAGACAAGGCAGAUCCGGAUGCAUCAAAAAUCAUUCAAUGGAUGCAAGCUAAUAGAAAUCAUGAAGAUGCAAGACAAUGGACAUAUGUAGAGUUUUCUAAGCAUUGGAGAUGGGACCAAGCGAAAAAACAUGGAAAGUAA
Messenger RNA from Papaver somniferum (opium poppy), 2250 nucleotides. RefSeq lists its product as uncharacterized. The coding region runs from base 1 to 2250 and encodes 749 amino acids. The record is from RefSeq and is a predicted model, not a curated record. Lineage: Eukaryota; Viridiplantae; Streptophyta; Magnoliopsida; Ranunculales; Papaveraceae. The transcript is spliced from 3 exons.